This is a messenger RNA of Apus apus (common swift), 4401 nucleotides long. It is a transcript of the gene NLRX1, whose product is annotated as NLR family member X1. The record is from RefSeq and is a predicted model, not a curated record. Gene Ontology annotation, cellular component: mitochondrion. The coding region runs from base 886 to 3999 and encodes 1037 amino acids. The transcript has 11 exons. Gene Ontology annotation, molecular function: protein binding. Gene Ontology annotation, biological process: negative regulation of canonical NF-kappaB signal transduction. Lineage: Eukaryota; Metazoa; Chordata; Aves; Apodiformes; Apodidae.
ACCACGCUGCCUGUGGCUGGCUGGGGAGCAGUGCUUCCCGGGACAGCACCCAGGGAGCCAGCAGAGCACACACAGCUCCACGGGCAGCGCUGGCUCUGCCCACAGCAGAUCUGCCAGCAGCAAGAGGGUAGGUCUAUCCGUGUGUGUGGGCAGGUCUGUGCACCUGUACUGCACAGCUGGGUGAGAGCAGGUGGUGCUGGGCUGCCCUGCCUGCCCAGCUUCCCCCGGCCUCUUUUCCCUGUGGGAUUGCUGUUGUCUCAUUCCCUGAGCUGUGCUGUGUGUGUGAGGCAGUGGCAGCUGAGCACGGGGAAGGGGGGGAAAUUAAUUCCGGAGCAAGGUUUGUCCUUUUGCAGAGGCACUAGCUGGGGAUGCAGAGCCACCAGACGUGUCCGGAGGAAACCUCCCCUUGCAGUACUGCUGGUAAGACCUCCAGAACCCCCCAGACGUGCCCCCAAAGUGGGGCCAUGGCCACUCUCACCACCCUGUUGGGAAAGCUGGUGACUGCAGGCGCAGGGCAGGACGGGAGCGCGUUGCAGGAAGUUAUAGCUGCGAAACUGCCACCUCCGGAGAGGAGCCUCUUCCCAGGACAGGGAUGGAAAGAGGUGGCUGAGCAGCACCAGGCUCUCCUCCACGGGUCCCACGGGCUCAGCCCCUGGCAGCAAGAGCACAGGCAGCCGUGGGCUGAGCCUGCCCAUCAAGAAGUCCUGCUGGAGCCUCCCUCCCCCGUGCCUCAGUUUCUCAGGAUGUUGGGGGCUGUGAGCACAAGCUGUUUUCCUGAAGGAUCACCCUGUGGAGCUGGGGCGGGAGCCUGAGUCAACACCAGCACAGCCGGUUCUGCCAGACUGGACUGUAUCAGGGCAGGCAGAGGAUGUCACGGGCCAUGCAAUGCCAGAGCUGCCUGCCCAGGGGCAGCUGGAACCAGCUGCAUCAAUUCCUGCCAGGGGGCAGGGGGACCCGCAGUGUGUACCUGUGUGCUGCUUCAGUGCCAGGCACUGCAGGCAGCUUCCUCAGGAAGAUCCUUCCCUCAAGCAGCAUCUUCCUCCCCAGAAACCAACCCAGCCCUCACUCCCUGCCUGCUCUGAGCUCAGCCCACCUCCUGUGCCCUGCUGUGGGUUUGCUGGGGAUGCACAAGCACACGCCUUGCUCACCUGCCUUCAGUUCCCAGCCCUGCUCCUGCCCUGUCUGCUCCCUUGGUGCGGGGGAAGGAAGGGGGGCUGUGCUCACCACCAGGGAGGGUCCCAGGGGCGCUCUGCCCAGCCCAGCUCCUCUCGCCAUGGCCUGUCCCAGCUGAGGAACGUGGCCUAUUCUGAUGCCAUCAAGCAACACCAGAAGCGCCUGUCCGCGUGGUUCAGCCACCAGCCCAAUGAAGAGAGGCAGUUUGGCCCUUCCUUCUCACUGGACGCAGUCCACGUGGACCCAGUGAUCCGGCAGAGCUCCAUGGAGGAGAUCCUGAAGCCCUCACCUGACCUCACCAUCCAGAACCAGCUCCAGCAGCCCUGCAGCCGGGUUAUCACCCUCCAGAACCUUUUCGACGUGGACGCCUGCGGGCGGCAGGUGAAGAAUGUUGUGCUGUACGGCACUGUGGGCACAGGGAAGAGCACCCUCAUCAAGAAGAUGGUGGUGGACUGGUGCCACGGUCGCCUGCCCCGCUUUGAGCUGGUCAUCCCCUUCUCCUGUGAGGACCUGUCCCACAGCCAUGCCCCCAUCUCCCUGCGGCGCCUCAUAAGCAAGAAGUACCAGCACCUCCGGGACGUGGUGCCGAUGCUGGGGGCUUCCAACCUCAAGGUGCUCUUCAUCCUCAACGGCCUGGAGCGCCUUAACUUGGACUUCCGUCUGGCGGGCACGGAGCUGUGCUGUGACCCCAACGAGCCUGUGCCUUCCUCUGCCAUCGUGGUCAACCUGCUGCGAAAAUACCUCCUGCCAGAGGCCAGCAUCAUCGUCACCACGCGCCCGUCGGCCGUGCGCCGCAUCCCCGCCAAGUACGUGGGUUGCUACGCUGAGAUCUGUGGCUUCUCUGACACCAACCUGCAGAAGCUCUACUUCCAGAUGAGGCUCAGCCAGCCCGGCUGCAGUGGAGAGGGCAGCGUGAGUAGCAGCUCAGGUGAGCAGGAAAACUUGGUGGAGAUGUUGUCAAGGAACUUGGAGCGCCACAACCAAAUAGCUGCUGCCUGCUUCCUGCCCUCUUACUGCUGGCUGGUGUGCACCACCCUGCACUUCCUCUACUUCACCAGGAUGGUGCCUCCUAGCCAGACCUUAACUGGCAUCUACACCAGCUUCCUGAGGCUCAACUUCAGCGGGGAGGUGCUGGACAGCACCGACCCCACCAACAUCUCCAUGAUGAAGUACGUGGCCAAGAUGGUGGGCAAGCUGGCCUACCAAGGGGUGAUGUCCCGCAAGACCUGCUUCUCAGAGGAUGACCUGCAGCAGUGCUUUGAGGUAGAGAUGAAGACUGAGAGCGAACUCAACCUCCUGGAGGUCUUCCGCAGCGAUGUCUUCCGCUUCUUCCUCACUCCAUGCAUGCAGCCAGGCAAAGAGCACACCUUUGUCUUCACCAUCCCGGCUAUGCAGGAGUACCUGGCAGCCCUGUAUGUGGUGCUGGGUGAGAAGAAGACCCUGACACAGAGAGUGGGGAAGGAGCUGUCAGAAGUCAUUGGGAAGGUGAGCGAAGACGUCGCUGUUGUGCUGAGUAUCAUCUCCAAGGUGCUGCCCAUGCGCUUCCUGCCAGUCCUUUUCAACCUGCUCAAAAUCUUCCCUCGCUACUUCUCCCGGCUGAGCGGUAAGGACCGGGAUGCUAUUGCCCACACCAUGGCAGAGGAGCUCUUCAAAGAGGAGGACUACUACAACGAUGAUGUCCUGGACCAGAUCAAUUCCAGCAUCCUGGGCGUGGAGGGCCCCAUGCGCCAUCCUGAUGAGGCCCCCGAUGAUGAAGUCUUUGAGCUCUUCCCCAUCUUCAUGGGUGGGAUCCUGUCCCGCCGCAACCGCGCCAUCCUGGAGCAGCUGGGCUGCUCCAUCAAGAACCUGGCAGCCUUUGAGAUCGCCAAGGCCAUGAAGAAGACAGUCAUCAGGAAGAGCCGCAAGGGGCUGCCCCCCUCCGAGCUGAUGGAUUAUCUCUUCUUCCUGCACGAGUUCCAGAACGAGCGCUUCACCGCCGAGGCCAUCCGCUCCCUCCGGGCUGUCAACCUCUCCUCCGUCAGGAUGACCCCUCUCAAGUGCUCUGUCCUGGCAGCUGUCAUGGGCACCACGUGUCACGAGGUGGAGGAGCUGAACCUGACCUCCUGCAACCUGGACACCAGCAGCCUGAGGAUCCUCUUCCCUGUCCUGCUGCGAUGCAAAGCCCUCCACCUGCAGCUCAACAGCCUGGGCUCCGAUGCCUGCAGGGAAAUCCGUGACCUGCUCCUGCAUGAGAAGUGUGUGGUGAGCAACCUGCGGCUGGCAAACAACCCCGUGGGCGAGCAGGGGGCACAGCUCCUGGCUGAGGCGCUGGCAGGAAACCGCUCGCUGACCCACCUGUCCCUGCUGCACACCGCUCUGGGGGACAGGGGUGCUGAGGUCAUUGCUCAGCACCUGGCUGAGAACCAGCACCUCCAGGAGCUGAACUUGGGCUACAACUCCCUGACGGACACGGCUGCCCUGCGCGUGGUGGAGGUGGCCAAAAAGCACGCGACGCUGGACAAAGUGCAUCUGUACUUCAACGACAUCAGUGAGGAUGGCAAGCGGGCGCUCCACAGCCUGCGCAUGGACAGGGACGGCGUCAGGGCCCUGGUCUUCCUUACAGCAGGGACUGAUGUCUCUGACUACUGGUCCAAUAUUCUGAACGUGGUGCAGAAGAAUCUGCCUUUCUGGGACCACGAGCGGGUCCGGCAGCACCUUGCCCUCUUCCUGCAGGACCUGGAGAGCAGCCGGAGACAGACUGCCAGUCCUUGGAGGAAAGCCAAGUUCCUACGAGUCGAGAGCGAGGUCAAGAAGAUGCUGGGGAAACUGCAGCAGGGGACCCUCUAGCCUGCUGUCCAUCCCACACAGCCAGGGAGGGAGCAGAGCUGCUGGGGAGGGAGCACUGGAGUGUGUCCCAGCAGCACAUCCCCUUGUGCCCUUAUCCACGUGGAGAUGCCUAGUGGUUGGGUGCUACCAAGGCUGUCAAAGGUGCUGGGUACGUGGGGCUCAGCUCUCAUCUGUGGGCAAGGCUGAAGUGUGGGAGAACUGUACAGAGACCAGGCCAGGAGCAAAUGGGACUUGUUCUUCUGGGCUUGUAAAGACCCAGCCCUUGCACCCUGGCCACUGCUGGCCUGGCCACUUAGCCACAAGCAGUGGCAGAGGGGCAGGACUCAGGCUUGCUUGUGAAACCCUUGGUAGCAUUAAAGUGCACUGCUUUGUUUCCAGGGAAGCACAGUAGUGCCAAGCCUC